CGAAGAAGAAGACGCUCCUCCUUCUCAACAUGGCGGCCUGGUAGCACGUCCACGCUCGUCUGUUGACAUUUAUUCAAAAGCUUCUCUUCUGCUUCUGUAGUUGGAUUAAAACGUGUUGUAACCAUGUCGAGAAUCAUCGUUAAAAACCUUCCCAACGGGAUGAAGGAGGAGCGGUUCAGGUCCAUGUUCGCGGCCUUCGGCACCGUCACUGACUGCGCUCUGAAGUUCACCAAGGACGGAAAGUUCCGCAAGUUCGGCUUCGUGGGCUUCAAAACCGAAGAGGAUGCGAACGGAGCCCUGAAACAUUUCGACAGGAGCUUCGUGGACAUGUCCAGAGUCACGGUGGAGAUGUGUAAAGCGUUUGGAGACCCCACUAAGGCAAAAGCGUGGAGUAAACACACGCAGAGAUCAGGCCAGGACAAACCCUCCGUGACCGCAGACGCUGACAGCAAGAAGAAAAAGAAGGAACAGAAAAAGGAAGUCGACCCAGCACUUGGAAUUCUGGAAGAAGACCAGGUGUUCAAGGAGUUUCUGUCAGUUCAUCAGAAUCGAAGCCAAGUACCGACCUGGGCGAACGACACUUUGCAGCAAACAGCUGAUCCUCCUGACAGCGGACAGACAAAGACUCAGGGCAAGAAGAAGGUCGCUUCAGAUGAUUACCUCAACUUUGAUUCAGAGCAGUCGGAUGACGAGGAGGAGGAGAAGGAGGAGGAAGAGGAGGACGAAGAGGAAGAUGAUGAAAAUGAAGGUGCCACUAAAGAAGCAUUGAAGUCUGGUUUGUCAGAUAUGGAUUACCUGCGGUCGAAGGUGGCACAGACAGACGACACCAUGGAGGAGAGCGUAGAGAAGGAUGAGGAGGAGGAGGAUGAUGAUGAUGAAGGAGGGGAUGAUGAAGACGAGGAGCCUGGUUCUGUGCAGCCUGCAGACAGUGCCUAUGAGAGUGGUGAAAGAGAACACAGCUCCAAGACCAAACUUUCAGCUUCUUCUGAGGAUAAGAAGCAGAAAAAAGUCAAGAAAACUGCCACACAGGAGAUGGAGCCAACGACAGAGUUCACAGUGAAGUUGAGAGGAGCUCCUUUCAACGUUAAAGAGCAACAAAUUAAAGAGUUCAUGACCCCGCUGAAGCCUGCAGCCAUCAGGAUCGGGAAGAAUGAAAGCGGGAAUAGAACAGGUUAUGUGUACGUGGACUUACAUUCUGAAGAAGAGGUGAAAAAGGCCUUGAAGAAGAAUAAAGACUAUAUAGGGGGACGUUACAUCGAGGUGUUCUGCAUCGAUGGUAAUCAGGGUAAAGGCAAGAGGGACCGAAAGGAAAAAGAAAUUGACAGAAACUUCACCAGGACGCUCAAGGAGGAUGAGGAGGAGGAAGAUGUUGCAGAGUCCGGUCGACUUUUUGUCAGAAACCUGCCUUACACCUGCACAGAGGAAGAGAUCAAUGAGCUGUUUGCUAAACAUGGUCCAAUAUCUGAAGUGCUCUUCCCGAUCGACAAUCUGACAAAGAAACCUAAAGGGUUUGCUUUCAUCACCUACAUGAUACCAGAGAAUGCAGUGACAGCUCUUGUUCAGUUGGAUGGACACAUAUUUCAGGGCAGGAUGCUUCACCUGCUUCCCUCCACUGUGAAGAAGGAAAAGGCUGAAUCCUCAGAUGCUGGUGGUCCGGGCUCUUCAACUUACAAACGACAAAAAGAUGCUAAGGAUAAAGCUUCAAGUUCCAGUUCACACAAUUGGAACACCCUGUUCGUCGGCACAAGUGCAGUGGCAGAUGCUAUUGCUGAAAAAUACAACACCACAAAAAGCCAAGUUCUGGACCAUGAGGCCAAGGGAAGUGUUGCAGUGAGGAUGGCUCUGGGAGAAACACAAAUCGUCCAGGAGACUAGACAGUUCCUACUCGACAACAGUGUCAGUUUGGACUCCUUCAGUCAGGCUGCAGCAGAGAGGAGUAAAACUGUGAUCCUGGUGAAAAACCUUCCAACUGGAGUCUCUGUAUCAGAGCUGGAGGAACUCUUCUCUCCUCACGGCUCUUUGGGUCGAGUGCUGCUGCCACCGUCAGGCCUCACCGGCAUCAUCGAGUUCCUGGAGCCGACUGAAGCAAAACGAGGCUUUACAAAGCUGGCCUACAGCAAGUUUCAACAUGUCCCGCUGUACUUGGAGUGGGCACCUGUCGGCGUGUUUGUGGCAGCCAAACCAGAACCAGUACCAGAGAAAGAGGAGGCAGUGAAAGAAGACAAGAAGGAGGCGGAAGAGGAAGAAGAAGAGGAGGAGGAAGAGGAGGAUUCUGCUCCUGGUUCCACACUUUUCAUUAAGAAUCUUAAUUUCAGCACAACAGAGGAGAAGCUACAGGAGACAUUCUCCAAAUGUGGCAAGGUAACAUCCUGCACCAUCUCCAAGAAGAAAGAUAAAUCAGGAAAGAUGUUGUCCAUGGGCUAUGGCUUUGUCCAGUAUCAGACGGCAGAGGGAGCACAGAAGGCCCUGAGGCAGCUGCAGCACUGUUCUGUGGAGGAUCACCAGUUAGAGCUGAAGAUUUCUGAGAGAGCCACAAAGGUGACCGAGGUGUCCAGAAAGAGGAAGCAACUGGAGAAGAAGCCGACCGGAUCCAAGAUCCUUGUGCGCAAUGUUCCCUUCCAGGCCAGUGUCAGGGAAGUUCGAGAACUCUUCAGUACAUUCGGAGAGCUGAAGACGGUCCGCCUACCGAAAAAAGCAGCUGGUACAGGGAAACAUAGAGGCUUUGGCUUUGUGGAUUUCCUCACCAAACAGGAUGCAAAGAAAGCAUUUGCUGCACUGUGCCACAGCACCCAUCUGUACGGGAGGCGCCUCGUGCUGGAGUGGGCCGAUGCUGAGGAAACUGUGGAAACACUGAGACGGAAAACAGCCGAGCAUUUUCAUGUGGCCUCCAAAAAGCCGCGAAAGGCAGGAGCAUUGGAGGAAAUAAUGGGAAAAAUGGAAACUGAAGGGGGAGGGGAAGACUGAGGUCCCUGAACGUCUCUGUGGCUGUGAAACCUGCGACACAAUCCUGACCAGUGCUCCUUUGUUUUUCUGUGAAUAGGACUGUAAAGGAAAUAUGGACCUUACAGAAAUGUGCAGAAGGAACUGGUGAUAAAUUUAUCAGCUCAUCAAAGUUUUGUGAUAAAAUUUGAAAUCUUUGUAUUUCUGAAAUUACACACGUUUUUGUAUAGAAUGAACAACAUGAUCGGAGUGAUGUCAGUUUUUAUAUAAAAUUUUAUUUCAUGAUCUUAAA
Molecule: messenger RNA, 3232 nt
Organism: Hippoglossus stenolepis (Pacific halibut)
Lineage: Eukaryota; Metazoa; Chordata; Actinopteri; Pleuronectiformes; Pleuronectidae
Gene: rbm19
Product: RNA binding motif protein 19
Exons: 24
Coding region: 124-2964 (946 amino acids)
Molecular function (GO): RNA binding
Source: RefSeq, a predicted model, not a curated record